AUGACGAUGGAGCAGCUGGCGGUGGUUGGGGCUCCGAUGCUCCUACAAGUGGUGGUGGAGGUGGUUGGGGUACUGAUGGUGCCCGUAGUGGUGGGGGAGGAAGAAGUGGCGGUAGCGGUGGCGAUGGUGGUGGUUGGGGAGGUUCUGGCGGCGGUGCUCGUGCUGGUUGGGGAGGUUCUGGCGGCGGUGGUGGUGGUGGUUGGGGAGGUUCUGGCGGCGGUGGUGGUGGUGGUUGGGGAGGUUCUGGUGGUGGUGGUGGUGGUUGGGGAGGUUCUGGCGGCGGUCGCAGUCGCGGUUCGGGCAGCGCAUGGAAUGAGGGUGACGCUGGAUGGCGUGGUGCGUCAACAGGUGCACGCGUAA
This is a messenger RNA of Trypanosoma rangeli, 360 nucleotides long. RefSeq lists its product as uncharacterized. The record is from RefSeq and is a predicted model, not a curated record. Lineage: Eukaryota; Euglenozoa; Kinetoplastea; Trypanosomatida; Trypanosomatidae. Bases 1 to 360 code for a protein of 119 amino acids. The transcript has a single exon.